AUGGAGUCUGUCUACCGUAUCAUUGGUGUUGUCAAGAGAUCCAGAGCAACAGUGAUCAUUUUAUUUUGUACCAUAGAAAACCUUGUCCCUUUAAUGGAACAGGCUUCUUUUCACAAUAUCACUGGCAAAGCGUGGGUGGCAACCUCAGGCUGGUCCAUUACUUCUGACUUCCCUAGGACUGACAUCUUAACAACCUUAAAUGGGAGCCUUGCAUUAGCAGCUCAAAAGGGGAAAAUUCCAGGGUUUAAGGAGUUUCUUUAUAGCAUCCAUCAGUCUAGAUUUCCAGAUGAUCCUUACAUGAAGACAUUUUGGGAGAAUGCUUUUCACUGUAUUUGGCCAGGAAAUGAUGCAGUCAAUAAUACAUCUCCAGCACUGCUUAAAGAAGACAUUGUUUGGUGCACAGGAGAGGAGAGACCGGACAGUAUUGAUCCCAAUAUAUAUGAUGUCUAUAACUUUAUAUAUUCAUAUAGAACACAUAAUGCAGUCUUUGCAGUAGCUCAUGCUUUGCACCAGAUGAAGAACUGUGUCCCAGGGAAAGGGCCUUUCAAGAAUGGAUCUUGUGCUGAUAUUUAUAACCACCGGCCUUGGCAGCUGCUUCAUUACCUCAGAAAGGUAGACUUCAACAACACAGCAGGAGAAAGAAUAUAUUUUGAUGAGAAUGGGGAUGUCCCUCAGUCUGUGGAGAUUUUGAACUGGCAGCUGUUCCCUAAUGGAAGUAAUCAGUAUGUCUCUAUUGGUAGUUUUGAUUCCGGCUCUCUAAAUGGCGAGGGGCUCAGUAUUCAGCUAAACAAGAUUUUAUGGAAUGGAGGACACAGCCAAGUCCCGAGUUCGGUUUGCAGUGACCCAUGCCCCAAAGGCUACAGAAGAGCUGCAAUUCAGGGGCAGAAGAUCUGCUGCUUUGAUUGCCUGCCAUGUUCUGAAGGAGAGAUUCUCAACCCAAAUGAUGACAGUAAAUGUCUCAAGUGCCCAGAAGACAAAUGGCCUGAUAGCAGAAAAGAAGAGUGCCUACUAAAGCUCAUUCAGUUCCUUUCUUAUGAAGAGACUCUGGGCUCCACUUUGGCUUGUAUUUCAGUCUUGUUUUGUCUCCUUACAUUUUCAGUGUUCUGCCUGUUUAUAAUCAAAAGAAAGACCCCCAUAGUGAAGGCAAAUAACAGAGAUCUCAGUUACCUACUUCUCAUCUCCCUCAUGUUUGGCUUCAUGUGUCCCUUGGCAUUCAUUGGCAGACCCAACCGGAUAAUGUGCAUGAUACGCCAGGUCAUGUUUGCUGUCAUUUUUUCACUUUGUGUUUCUACCAUACUAGCAAAGACUAUCACUGUCGUAAUGAUAUUUAGUGCUACAAAUCCAGACAGUAAACUAAAGAAACUUGUGGGACUACGAAUACCCAUUUAUAUUGUCCCAGUGUGUACCAUGGUUCAGAUAAUUCUAUGCAUAGUUUGGCUGAACACAGAUGCUCCAUUUGCAGAGUUCAAUAUGGCAGCAGAAAUAGGAAUAAUAGUGAUUGAGUGCAAUGAGGGGUCCAGGGUGUUAUUUGCUUCUGUCUUGGGGUACAUGGGUCUCUUAGCUUCCGUUAGUUUAUUUGUUGCCUUUCUGGCUAGGAAGCUCCCUGACACAUUUAAUGAGACCAAGUUCAUUGCAUUCAGUAUGUUGGUAUUUGCCAGUGUUUGGGUGACAUUUAUACCUGCUUAUCUCAGUACCAAGGGGAAACAGACAGUGGCAGUAGAAAUCUUUGCCAUUCUCUCUUCAAGUGCUGGGUGUCUUUUUUGCAUCUUUUCCCCAAAAUGUUAUAUAAUAUUACUGCACCCAGAAAUGAACAGCAGACAGUACAUCACAGGGAGAAAUGCUAGAAACCAAGGGAUACAAUAGGCAUCUGAACUUAUCUGCAUUUUAUUAGAAUUACAUAUACUAAUUGAUUCCCCACAUUAUGGAUUCUGAAACAUUCAUCUUUACACUUUACAUUAUAUAUGAGCACAGAUGCCAACAUAUUCAGUUUAAAAGUAAA
This is a messenger RNA of Xenopus tropicalis (tropical clawed frog), 1999 nucleotides long. RefSeq names its product extracellular calcium-sensing receptor. Gene Ontology annotation, biological process: G protein-coupled receptor signaling pathway. Bases 1 to 1863 code for a protein of 620 amino acids. The transcript has 4 exons. Gene Ontology annotation, molecular function: G protein-coupled receptor activity. Lineage: Eukaryota; Metazoa; Chordata; Amphibia; Anura; Pipidae. The record is from RefSeq and is a predicted model, not a curated record. Gene Ontology annotation, cellular component: plasma membrane; membrane.